AUCAUGGCUUCCAGCAAAGUCUUUGGUUUGCUUUGCUUGUCUAUGUUUCUAUUGACUCAUAAUUCAGUGUUUGCUUCAUUUGACUAUGGGGAUGCUCUCACCAAGUCCUUGUUGUAUUAUGAGGCUCAACGAUCUGGAAAGUUGCCUCCAAACCAAAGGGUGCAAUGGCGUGGGGAUUCUGGGCUUAAAGAUGGAAGUGAUGCUGGUGUUGAUCUUGUGGGAGGAUAUUAUGAUGCUGGGGACAAUGUCAAGUUUGGAUUUCCCAUGGCAUUCACAAUCACAAUGCUUUCAUGGAGUACCAUAGAAUUCGGGAGCAAACUUGACGCCAAGAGUGAGCUCUCAAAUGCAUUGGAUGCCAUUAAAUGGGGCACUGAUUAUUUGGUCAAAGCACACGCUGCGCCGAAUGUCCUCUAUGGCGAAAUUGGCGAUGGUGAUUCUGAUCAUGAAUGCUGGCAGAGACCCGAAGACAUGACCACGCCGCGGACCACCUUUAAGAUCGACGAGCAGCAUCCGGGAGCUGACCUUGCUGGUGAAACCGCUGCUGCUUUGGCUGCUGCUUCCAUUGCUUUCAAGGAUAAAGACUCUAAGUAUGCGUCUGAACUUUUGACCCAUGCUAAAGAGCUAUUCGAGUUUGCUCGUGAUCACUCUGGUGUUUAUCAGAAUAGCAUUAAUGUAGCAGGAAAAUUCUACUCCAGCAGUGGAUAUGAGGAUGAACUAUUGUGGGCUGCUGCUUGGCUUCAUCGUGCCACCGAUGAAAAAACAUACCUGGAUUAUCUUGGUCAAGCAGGCAAUACUGGUGGUGCAAGAACUGUGUUCUCUUGGGAUGACAAGUUUAUUGGUGCACAAGUCCUUGUUGCAAAGCUUGUGUUGGAAGGCAAGGUGGAGUCUUCAGGCACAUGGAGCCAAUACAAGAGCCAGGCUGAGCAAUUCAUUUGCUCUUGCAUUCAGAAGGGCAACAGCAAUGUGAAGAAGACUCCUGGUGGGUUGUUGUGGUUCUUGCCAUGGAACAAUCUUCAGUACACUUCAACUGCUGUGUUCGUCGCAACUGUUUAUUCUGAAUACUUGAACGCCAAGCAUGCCGCCAUUCAAUGCCCUGGAGGCAUUGUCCAGCCUAAGGAUCUUGCUGACUUGGCCCAAUCACAGGUGGACUAUAUCUUGGGUUCAAACCCCAGUGGCAUGAGUUUCAUGGUUGGAUUUGGAACAAAAUAUCCAACUCAAGUGCACCACAGAGCAGCAUCCAUUGUCUCCAUCAAGAAAGAUGCAGCUCCUGUUUCAUGCAAAGGGGGCUUCGACUCAUGGUUCAACAACAACUCACCAAACCCUAAUGUACUGGAUGGAGCAAUUGUCGGAGGCCCGGAUGAGAAUGAUGCUUACACAGAUUCAAGAUCAAACUACCAAAUGGAUGAACCAGCAACUGUUUCCACAGCUCCACUUGUUGGCGUUCUCGCUAAACUCGCUUGA
Molecule: messenger RNA, 1461 nt
Organism: Prunus mume (Japanese apricot)
Lineage: Eukaryota; Viridiplantae; Streptophyta; Magnoliopsida; Rosales; Rosaceae
Product: endoglucanase 14-like
Biological process (GO): carbohydrate metabolic process
Molecular function (GO): hydrolase activity, hydrolyzing O-glycosyl compounds
Source: RefSeq, a predicted model, not a curated record